Danio rerio (zebrafish) is the source of this 2497-nucleotide messenger RNA. RefSeq names its product myocilin (gene myoc). NCBI's taxonomy places the organism in Eukaryota, Metazoa, Chordata, Actinopteri, Cypriniformes, Danionidae. The record is from RefSeq and is marked provisional. Gene Ontology annotation, cellular component: mitochondrial inner membrane; cytoplasmic vesicle; mitochondrial outer membrane.
GGAUCAACGACCAAUCAAAGCAAGAAGCUCCAACCAGCCCCUCGAAGGCAACGUUUAGCUUGAGCGAGAGAAAGUCAGUAGGAGCGAAAGAUUGAAAAGACUCAGGUGAGAGGUCAUUAGUGGAACGCCAGAGAAGUACGGGGCUCCGGUUACACUUGGAAGGUGAAAGGGAAGGAAUAGAUUAGUGCUAGAGCCGAAGAGGACCAGGAAGGACAAGUGAGCUGCAAGUCACCACUGCAUUAAACCUUGGACAAGGAGCUUCAGGCAACAGUAGAAAGAAGUUAUCUGUGGUCCACCCCAACAUGUGGUUUUUAGCAGUGUUGUGGAUUUCUUCCCUGCUGAUGGGAUCCCAGGUUCAGAGCAGUGCUAACCUUCGUCGAGCAAAUGCUGGGAAUGGUCGCUGUCAGUACACCUUUAUGGUGGACAGCCCUACUGAGGCCAGCUGUCCAUCACCAGGUUCAACUCCUGAGAUGGAGGCUCUGAUGUCUCGCCUGGGGCUGCUAGAGGCACUGGUUGCUCGUCUCGUAGGAGGGGAAGCCAUGCCAGAAUCAUCACAGAGCUCGGGAUCUGGCCUUCAGGACUCUUACAACCAGGUGAUGGGGGAGAACGCGCAGCUCAAGAGAGAAAAGCAGAGACUAGACAGACAAGUUCAGGACCUGCAGCAGAGGAUGGAAGAGCUCCGCCAAGAGGCUGAGAGGCUGAGGAGCAGACCCUGCAUGCAGCAAACUUCUUCCAGAGUGCCGCAAAAAGACAACAGCUUCAGACCGGGAUCAGGGCAUGUACCCUCCAACUUGGCAUCCAGACCUGGGAAUCCACAAGAAGACAAAAGUAGUUUAAGAGACCCCGCAUGGCAGUACUCAAAUCCCGGAUACCAAGAGUUGACGGCUGUGGUCACCGAGGUGACUGCCCCAAAUCAGGACGGUCCAGCAGAUAUCUCAGGCUGUGGUGAUCUGGUGUGGGUUGAAAAUCCUGAGGUGCAUCGUAAAGCUGAUAGUAUUGCUGGUAAAUAUGGUGUGUGGAUGCAAGAUCCAGAAGCCAAGGAACCUUAUGGUCCAGACAUGGUAUGGCGUAUUGAUUCUGUCGGUUCUGAAGUGCGUCAACUCUUCGGAUAUGAAAACAUGGACCAGCUGACACGUGGCUUUCCCACCAAGGUUCUACUCCUGCCAGAAUCUGUAGAGAGCACAGGUGCUACCAUGUAUAAAGGCUCCUUAUACUACCAGCGGAGGCUCAGCCGCACCCUAAUAAGAUACGACCUACAUGCUGAGAGCAUUGCUGCUCGUCGUGAUCUACCCCAUGCUGGUUUCCAUGGUCAGUUCCCCUACUCAUGGGGUGGCUACACAGACAUUGACUUGGCAAUAGAUGAAAAUGGCUUAUGGGCUAUAUACAGCACAAAUAAAGCCAAGGGUGCUAUCGUGAUCUCCCAGCUGGACCCUCACAACCUUGAGGUGAAGGGUACCUGGGAAACAAAAAUCCGCAAGACAUCUGUGGCUAACGCUUUUAUGAUCUGUGGCAAGCUCUACACAGUUGCUAGUUACACCUCACCAAACACCACGGUUAAUUACAUGUUUGACACUGCAACCAGCCAGGGUAAAGCAAUAUCAGUGCCCUUCAAAAACCGUUAUCGCUACAACAGCAUGGUAGACUACAACUCCGCAAAAAGAAAGCUGUAUGCUUGGGAUAAUUAUUACAUGGUGUCUUACAGUGUGAGACUUGGCAAGCAGGAGUAAACAUUGUAAAUUUCCAUAUCAUCAAAGCUUGCAUUUUUUUUUUUUACUUAAAACAUCCAGUAGGACGUCAAUUGUUGGACUUACUGAUUUUCAAAGACAAUGAACUUUUUUUUCUGAAAAAAGAACUGGAUAAGUCAACCAAUCAGGCUUUUGCUGGUAUUUGUAUAGGAAACUGAGUGUGUGUGUGUGUAUACCAAAUAAAACACUUUCCUGGUAACAUAAAAACAGAGUUUUUUCAAGAUUUUCCCAUUAUAUACAGUAAAUACCUUACAAUUAACUGCAUUGUAUAUCCUUCUCGAUCAUAGAUUUAUCUUUGAUAAAAAAAGAUGUUGACCAACAAGUUCCAAAAUGGAUAAUGUAUCAAAUCAUGUCGAUAUUCACAUCCUUAAUAAUUUUAUCCACUUAACAUGUUAAUAGAGAAAUUAUUUUUCUACCUAUGUAAGUAAUGUCUUGUCUGUUUUUGUGUAUAUGGCACUGAAUAAAUUCAAGGAAGGGGGAAAAUAUACUAGCAAACAACUGAUUACAGCAAGCCUGCUUCUUAAUUCAUAUAUCAUUGAGCAGUACGCAACUUUACGAACCUAAACCUUUGCUUGUUGUGUUUGUGCUCUAAUACUUUAUCAUAUAAUCUUCACUCUGUAUAUGAUGAUCAUUUUCCCUUCUCUCUUUUGAAUUUGCUGCAAAUCUCACAUGCUGCUUGAGAUGUUAAGAUUGGGAUUUUGUGGCUUUGGAAGCGUAUUAACUUGAAAAUAAAGAUUUAUAAAGUCUGCCAA